AGCAGAGCAAAGCACAUGUAAUGUUAUGACUGUAAGAUAGAUACAACUUAUAUUGCCUCGAUUUCCAACCCAGAGCCCUAUGGCAGGGGGCUAUGGGGCUUGAUCCAGUCUUGUGGGAAGUUCAACAGACCAUUUGGGCAUGCACCAUGUGCUGGGGAUAGGACAGCUAGUGAGGUGAGGGAGACAAAACCACCGGUAUAUCAUGUUCUUUGUCUGCUUCCCCUGCAGUUCAUUAUUUUCCUAAAUUCAGAGACAUGGUCUCACCUGACCUGCAGCCCUCAGAAGCUAACUGCUACUACCCAGCUCUUCUGUGAAAGCAGAACAGAGGGUGUUCCACCAUCUCUGCUUCCCACACACUUAUCUGUAUCACUGGCACGUUACCACAUACAAGCUUUUGCCCUUCUAGCUGUUGUUGGGAGAUGACUCAUAUUUCCAGGUGGGCCAAUCUAUUCUCACACCUGCUGGUAAGGGUUAGGCAACAUUUAUACUUUUUUUGAUCCCUCAUAAAUCAUUUUGAUCCCUGCAUCUAUAGGUGUGUGCCAGGCUUCCCAUCAUGCUGUCUUCCAUGGAUUAUUAAGAGGUAUCUGAGAAGCAAAUGCUUCUCUAUCAGCAUUUAUGGUGUAGCCAAGCAGUGGGUGCCCAUGGCUUCAGCCAGUGAAUGCUGCAAGCCAUCCUCCACGUUUUCUGUCUCUGGUACCUGCUCAUUCCCAACCAAAUGGAGUGAGCUGGGGGAUGAACUGGAUGUGUACAGCUCCAAGGCAUAAGAGAAGCCCUAAUAUCUGUCAGAAUUACUUCAAGUGUUACUGCAAUCCCAUCUCCACUUUGUAGAUUUCUUCUGACAACUGCAGUCACUGCAUGUGUGUGUAGCCCUUUCUUCCUGUGUUCUCUGUAUUGUUCACACCUAACUCUCAUUCAGAACGGUGCAUCCACUAAUUAAUUAGGUGCUUCACCCAAAGGCUCACUUUCACUAUUUCCCCGAUUUUGUAGCUGCUCUGUAAGGUGCAAUGUUUUGUCUCUCAGUGCAGCUCAGGUAUAUUGUCUCAAUAAUAAGAGUGACAGUUUUUUACAUGCUGGUGACUGUAUGUGGUUUGGUGUGUGCAGAGCUCUUUUUCUUUCCUAUUUUUCAUCCUAUUAGCAUUAACUGAAACAAUGUUUUUUAAUCUCUUGCUUGUCCCCACUGAGAGAAAUUGGCUUAACCAUCCUCAGAAAACAACUGAGACAAAGCCAUUGACAAAGCAGCACUGCAGAAUUUCUGCUUAUUGACCACCAAAAAUCUUGCCUUAAGGAGAAUGCUGAUGAGGAAAGGGACUGUUAGACCUGCCAUGAUGAAGACAUGCUUCUGUCCUUGGAUGUGGUGCCUUGCAAAUAAGUAAAAUCUGUCCUUUAUAGAGGAGCACCAUUGUGUGAAGCUGAGUAAUGGAAGGAGAGGACCCCUGAUAGAGUCAGCCUAGUCCAUGGCAGGCAUCCCAAAAGCAGGCUGCAGCUUUCGGUUGCUGCUUAUAUGUGUCUCUUGGACACCCCACUUCCCUCUAUGGCAGGAAUUUGGCAUUGUUUUAAGUCUCACAAUAUCAAAAUGCCAGAUCUUAACACUACUGAUGUAGCCACACAGGCAAACAAAACCAGCCAGAGUUCAGACCGACAUGGAUGAUCUUAAAAUUCUUCUAAGCAUCUAAUAGCUUCUUUAUGUGUCUGUCUAACAUCUUAGAAAACUCAUCAAGUCUAUAGGUUAUAACAGUUUAGAUACUGACAUUUUGCCAGGACAGAUAGUAACUACUUUGUGCAUUUGUGUGGGAGUCAUUCAUGCAUUCACGUUUAUGUGCACAAAUAUGCAAACACCUACGUAGAAGAUUCAAACAUACAUCAGCCCAAAGACAAACCUUCUGUUGGCUUUGCUAGCAAGAUAUCAAGCCUAGAAAGGCUUAAUUUGUCUCUGUCUCCAAAAACUGCAAUAGGAAACCCGUGUUUUUAUCAGGGAAGUACAGAAGAAGGAUCAUGCUAGAUAUGCUCUGAUCUUUUUCAGCUAAUGUCUUUUCAUCAGAAAAAUGCAAAUUUCUCAAAGCCCUACCUAUUCACUGGAAAGGCUGCUCUUUGGCAGUUUCCUCUUUUGAAAAAAAGAAAAGAUUUAAGAUGCCAGAAGUCCUACUUGAUGCUUUCUCGAUUUUUCCAAGCUUUGUUUUGAAACGACUCUUCAUUUAGAAAUGUACACCAACCACAAUAUUUUAAGAAAACUGAAAGGGCUCAAACUGCAAUGAGACAGAAUAUCUGAAAUAAAAUAUUUCAGUUGAGCUAAGAUGGAAUUCUCUGGAUAAUCAUUUUAACUGUUUGUCCAUAAUCAGAGUUGGAAAACUUCUCAAAACCUUGAUGAGGUUCUCAGGAUAUGAAACAGUCCUUUACCACAUCCUAGGUCUGUUUCCCUCUCACCUUGUGGCCUUGACAGUCACUUUUGCCCUCAUUUUGCACAGAGAACUUUCACUUGAGUUGAAUAAAUAAAUUGCCCAAGUGGUUUAUCAGAGAGAUGCAGCCUCAGGGUGUAUCUAUGCACUGACUGCAAUCACAUUAGUGUAUUUGCAUGAAUUUGUUUGGAAUUUGCUUUUAAUUUCUUGAUUUUAUUUUUGUCAGAUAAGGAACUUAGGUCUGAUUUGGUCAGAGUCACUGAGAACUUGCUGCUGCCUUUAGCAUCAGAGAGCUUCAUGAGGCUUUGUUAUGGAAAAAGAGCAAGGGCAGUCUUUUUCUGGUUGUGAAACUGCUUGUAAUCUGAACACUGAACAUAUCCUUCUCUCUAUUCUUAUUUCCACGACUAAGAGAGUAGAAUUUACCAUGCUUACCUUCACAAAAUCCUGCUGAGGUACCGAAAUACAAUCACUGUGUUACAGGUUAGCACCAAAGAUCCAGAAAGCCUCAGAACAAAUAGGACAUAUGCUACCUGAGGAGUAGAUAAGCCCACACCUGCCAAGUAUCACUCUAGUAUUGAAACCACAAGACCAUCUUUUUCUGUGCUAUGUGUACACUUCCUGCUCAGUUGAGAGCUGAGGAAACAAGGUAUGCUGAGGUGUGAACAUUCUUAGCAUGCUUGUUGGUACUGUGAAAGCUCCAGGACAACAGAGAUACAAACCAUGACCAAAUAUGGACCAGUGUGCCAAUGUGCUGGGCUCAGAAAAGAGCCCAUUCUCAUUUCCCCAAUGCAUUUACAAUCAAAGCACUAAUCUAGCAGCAAUAUUCCUUGCACUACCCUUUUACAUCUGGAUACACAUGCAGGUAUUGCCUGAAACUCUUAGGGCAAAACACAAUGUUGAUAUUGAUUUGGGACUAUGCCAACGAGUGCCUCAGUUUGUUUUCUUUUUUAAGCCCUCAAUCUCAGUAACAAAUCAGAAAUGAGUCUUUGAAGUUAUGUUGGGUUUCUUUUCUUUUCUUUUCUUUUCUUUUUUUUUUUUUUUUGGUAGUUGUUGUUGUUGCUUUUUUCUGCAGUGCUUCCAUUUACUUCUGAAAAAAAAACCUGAACAACUACCAGAGCAGGACUGUGCCUGGCCCUGAGUCAGCUAGCGGCAGUGGGGAAACAAGCACCCACAGCCUAAUGUAGCUGAGCCCCCACAGAAGGCACCCACAUUUCUUGAGCCAAGGAUAACUGCUCUCUUCAGCUGUUAAAGCAUUCCAGCCAAGUGGAUACCUCCUUUUUCUAUCCUUGCAGGAGUUUGAAUAGCAAACUAGCAUAGCUUCUCACUUUCACAAAUGCACAGAAACCCUAUUUGCUCCUCUGUAGGGUGGCUGUCUGGUUAGCACAGUCAGAAUUAGGAGGGGGGUUAUUUUAUUAGCCGGUAAAGCUGAUUGAUUUAUUAGAGCAGAAAUCUCUUGCAAGCUCCAGCACAGGUUAUUCUCCAAAUGCAAACUCUAUUUCAUUUCACACACACAAAAUAGCCAAAGUGCCUGUGUUAUGAAUAGGCCCCUUUGUUACCCUGCGAAUCGACAAGACAGACUGUUUAGUUCAUGUCUGUACAUUAGCAAAGGAGGACGGGGUCUGUGAGACAGAUGUGGCCUUUAAUUGCAUGGAAAUAUUAGAAGAUCGUUAAGCCAAUUUUGACAGGGUUUUCCUCUUAUGAAGGGAGCAGAGCGUUGUUUCAGGGAAGGUGCAGGGAGCAGCCCUGUCUUGCCAGCCCCACAAAUAGGACCUUGUCCUACUCCCUCACCCCAGUGCUAAACAAAACCAGAGGAGAUUUAGUCAGAAGCCCCACUUUCCUGCCAGAGCUGCAGAGCUACAUCUCAGAAAGAGCUUGCUUUAAAUUGCAUCUGAUAAAAGGCUUUUCAACGCAGCUCAGGGGACUUGCCCUGGUAGAGAUAAGAUGAGCCAUAUCAGCUCUGCUGAGAACAUGGAGAUGUGCCGAGAGGCCUGCUUCUUAUUUGUGUUAGAAUGUUAGAGUGUAAGAAACACUUCAGCAAGAGGAGAACAAACUGCAGUCAUCUCAGAAAACAUUGCAGGGUUGCAUAUAAAGGCCACCCUCUCCUCUGUACAAAGGCUAGCUUUUGUUUUGAUGGCCUGGGUUUUGUUCUUAGUUCAGUGACGCUCCAUCAAAUGACUUUGAGCAGAGUAUUCGGUUGCUUUAUGCAGGUUUCUAUGCCAUAAAGUUGAAGUAAUAACCUCAAGACUGCUGGCAUGGCACCACUGAAAUGCUGCCCCUGUCUGUUACUCACAUUGCUAUGGGAGGAGGUUACUGGCAGCUCGGUAUUGCACAGUUACCAAGCUAGAGCUAAUGAUUGUCGUUACAAACCAAACCAGCCAACCAAACACAAAAUUAAUCGUUACAAGUGGAGUUUUGCAGAUGAGUUGCAGGAAAGUGGGGCUGACUCUGCAUGGACCAUGUGGAAAUCUGCAUGAUAGUCCUAGAGGUAACAGAAACCUGAUCAGAACCAGCCCCAAAGCUGCUCUUGUGUAUAUUACCUGUACAUGUUUCAAGCAGCACCUCCUGCAGAGGAGAACACUGAGAUGCCAAGUGACCCUACAUAAAGCUGGAGACUGAACGGGUCUCAGUGCUGGGAUUUGACCUGCUGUCAGCCUUGGCUGCCAGUCCCUUCCCUCCCCAACAUACUGUGAGCCUGGGCUCCACUUCUUGCCUGCUUUCACUGCAGCAAAACAUUUGAAACUCCCUGCCAUGAACUCAUUUGUGGCCUCUGCCUCCCUGGCCUGCUUUGCUGGGGCCGAGGACAGCUGGGAAGAAGCAGCCAUCUAUUCUCACAGGGGUGGAAAACUAGCCAUGAGGGCAGGCUUCUGGAGGUGGCAGGAGCAAAUGACCUCAUUUAUCUAAGCAAGGCUCAGAGCUCUUCUCAGUACCAUGCUGAUAAAAUCAACAGACUUUCUGUUAAUGGUUACUGGUAAGAGAUUUUUGUAACUUUUCUGCUCAGCCUCCUAGGAGAACAGAUUUUGCUUUUGUCUAGCACUUCCAGCCUUAGGAUAACACUUGUCACUUCUCUGACCUGUUUCUUCCCUUGACAUGGCAACACUGCAAAAUCUGAGAAUUUCUAUGGUUGUGCAUUGUACAGAUAUAGAAACUGAGACACGUGGACAUCAAUACAGCUGUAAACAAAGCCCUUUUUUUUUUUUACUCUCACAUAUUCUGCUGUUUAUUUAGGAAAGAGGCAGCAUUUGCCAGCUGAUUCUUGUAGGUGGACACCAGAGAUGGGGUUAGAUGGAUGUAUUUAAUCCACGCAUUCCUGAAAUAGGUUGUUUGUUUGUAGCGGUAACCUUACUGUCAUGUUAGGCAUCAGAAGCUGUUUUACUAUUGCAGUUGUUUGGAACAUGAGUGCUGGUAGGAUAGUCUGUUCUCAGUGACUGGUGGUAUCACUAGGAACAAUAUCACCUUGUCAAUUCCCUUUUGUAUUGUAAUGUUAGCUUUGUGUUUUGACCCAGGUGCCAGGAUGGAAUUGUUGCCCAAGAGAGUGCUGGCUAUGACUGAGUCCUUCCAGGACCUUUCUCCUGCACCAAGAUUAGAACUUCAAUGUUUCUUUGUAAAGAAAUGAAAAGCCCCUGGGAACUUCCAGUGGAGUAAACUGGGUUUUCCUGCUCAAAUAUCUUGAUUGAGAUUGACAAAGAAAAUAUCUCAGUGUAAUCCUGCCGAACUGUUUUCCUUGGAAUGCCACAAGUAGGCUUGUUCACAAAAUCUCUGCUUUUCCUAUAGGCGUAUGCAGAAACAAUCUCGUCACUGGAGCCACAGGGGCUGGGCUCAGUGCACAAAAAAAACAGAGAUCCCUGCCAUCCCAGCAGGGUGGCAGCCUUCAGUUCCACAGCCAAGUGGAGGAGACCAGCUGGGGAUGGGAUGAGAAGCCAGCAGAGGCUGGGUAUUCUGCACAAGGCAUCAAUGCACAGCUUUAUUAAGCACAUGGCAGGGCAGUGGUGGUACCUGUGUUUGCAUCCAGGGGCAGCAGGCAAAGGACAUGGAAAAUCUAGUAUUGUUGCUAACUGCUUCUCCUUUGGUUGUUUUGUCCUGUGACAUUUAAGCCUAAUGUUCUAGAGAGUUUUGAGAGUCUGCAGCUCCCAAUUCCUCUCAAAUAUGAGUGCAAUUUGUACAGCUCUUCCAAAAAUCUCAACCUUGGUGCUUGUUCAUCCCAGUAAAUGCUAUUCUGGAGAGAAAGAGUCAAAAAACAGUUUCACAACACUCUAUCAAGUGUAUGCAUAUGCUGAGUUUUGAGUUACAUUUGCAAGGAGCUGUGCAGCAUGUGGGUCAGAUGUGGGGAAUAAAUAGGAUCCUGUGAGUCCUGAAUCACCAUUCGCUCUUCUCUCCAUACUUCAUGUGAUGCAUACUUGACAGCAAACCUAAGUAACCAGCUCUGGGCUGAAACACUGAAUUUAUGCUUUGAGUACCAUGAGCACUGAGAUCCUGAACACAGAUUUAAUCCAAACGUAGUUCAAACCUGGAAUGCAAGUAGGUUCUAGCACUAUGCUUGUAAAGUCAAUUUACAUCUGAUUUAGGAUUCAGGACUUAGGGACUGUGUUGUACUUAAAUUUGCUUCUCUGAUACAGUGUCCAGACAUUGCAACAUGCACUAUAGAUGUCAGUGAUGGAUUAUACUCUUUAUUUCCUUUUGGCUGAACCUUUCCAUCACCAACCAUUUCCUGGGUAAAAGGCAUUCAGUUUUGCUCAAGAUCCCUACCUCUAUUUCAGGCGAGCACAUGCUGCAUUCUCUCCUGGAGACUUCACUGUGAUUCUUUCAUGCUGUUGUUUUUCCUUAGUCUGGAAUAAAGUCAUCUUGGGCUGAAAGUGCAUGUUUUGUUCUCUGUGGAUGGAAACAUAACAGCACCCGAUGAACGUUUCCUGAUGGGCUUCCUGCGAUUGUGAAGGGAAUGGUGUCAGAGAACAAAACAGGAUACGGUUGCGGUGUUUGUGAAUGUAGCCAGGACAAUGGUAUCAAAGUGAAAUAAAAAAUAAUGAAUGGACCUUGGUGCAGCGGUGAGUCAGCGCUCAGAGGAACCCGAAAUAUUUGUGCCUCUCUAAACUGCCACCUCCCAGAUCUUGCAUUCCUGGGAGAACACCCUUCUUACAGUUUCCAGUGUUCAGCAGUAGGAACCAUCCUGAAAAGACAAGGUGGUGCAGUCUGCACCUAUUCCUUCCUGUUUUAGAGUCCACCAGAUGUCCUUUUGCAAGGCAGCCUGUUAAAGGGGAGACGCAUGGAUGUGACCCUCUCUCAUGACAAAGUCCAACUAAUACUUACGGGUUUCGCGCUUUGUUGUUUCCCUUUCUACGAUGAUUUCUUUAUAUCAAUAACGUUUUCCAUGUGGAAAACCAAAAAACACGAAGUUGUUAUGUUGCCUCAGUUUCUGGUAGGAGUAAAAGUACCACCGAUGGUAUUGGUGGAAAUCCUGAUCACAGUUUUGCCACUAAAAGCCCUUCUCUGGCACAGCAUCAGGGAGAGCAGUCGGGCAGUGGGAGCUCUGGGACAAAGCUGAGGUCAGCACAGAAUUCUGCAUAGCAGAGGACUGCUUUAAUUCUUCCAGAUACAGUUUUGGCUUGUCAGAAAGCCAGAUUCUGAAACCAUCUUGCAAUUUUCCCUCCAUGUGUCUUCAGCAGAAAGGACCAUAAAAAUGCUACAAUAAUAUUUACUGAAGUGUGUAUGUUCACAGUUAUAUCCAUGUGUCUCUGUUUACAAACGCAUCUGCUCAGAGCAAGUCAAUUAUUUUCCAAGGGAAGGGAAAAAAUUAAAAGGAACGUGGACUACAAUGAGGUGGAUUUGACUGCUGAGCUCUGGAAAGCAGUCACCCGUGCAAUGUCAAGUCAUUCGUAGUGGGCAUGGUCAGCUCUGGAGUGAAGAAGAUGUGGGCAGAGAUCAGUGGUGAUCUAAGCACAGUAAGCUGGCCAAGGGCAGUGCUAAUACAUGGGAAAGGCUGAUUGGUUUUCUGGAAACAUGAUGUGGCUUGGAAAGGAUCCAUAGAGAUGAUUUAGUCCUCCCACCUCAGCAGACAGUGCUAACUCCAGAGUUAUGCUGAUUUGUUCAUGGAGGCAAAUCCUUUUGUAGUAAAAUUCACUGCCAAAAAUGAAACCUGUCUCGACCAAUGCCAAUGGCAAAGCUUCCAGCACAUUUAACAGGCUUGAAGUUUUACCCCCAAGGUUUAGUACUCACCCUAAAUCACCUCAUGUGUUUUGGUUGGCAGACCUGAGCAGGAAUUCUCCCAAACUUUCUGGUACCAGAAGCCAGAGGCUGUGAUUUGUCCCUUGUCUGCUAAUGGGCAGACACCUCAUCCACUCCUCCGCUACUCCCAGUGUGUAUCAUAUAGGCAGGGUGUGAAGCACCGCAGAAUGGUAGGCUGGAGAUGUGAUAAUCUCUCAGACAUGUCCAGCUUUCUUGCUUCUUAUUUCACCAUAUUUCUCUUUAGAGGUCAAGGGGCCACAGCAGCAAUUUGAGCAGGUUCUUUUUUUCACUUCCUUUCCUCGUCCUGUGCUCAACCCACAAAAAACCAUCUCCUGGAGACUGCCCACAUGUCUGAGGCUGCUCCUAAGCUUUCCUACCAUCAGCCCUAAUGCAGGAACUUGUUGGAGGUGAGUGCUUGGGACUCGCUUAUUCCCACCUGAUAUUCAGCCUAUUGGAAACAAAUCAGUACAAGCUCUAAGCUGAUUGAUGCAAAGCUUAGACCGAGAAAAAAAACUCUUUGGUUCAGAUCCUACAAAUGUGCACAUGAAGUCAAGUGCUCCAGUGCUCUUCUGAAAAUCAAAGUACAGAGCAUGGCUUAUUUUUUCCUUUCUGAAUCAGGUUUUGGUGAUCUUGAGAUCAAAAUAAUAAAACAUUCAUUUUAGCAACCUUAUUUUAUCCACUCAGUGUGCGAUUUCACGGAAAUAGUGGAUGUAAAAAUUAAGGGAAAAAAAAAAAAAAAGACGUAUAGCCUUAUAAGAAGUUUUGCAAAAUCAUCUUACCCCAAUUUUUAUCUGGUUUUGUGUGAUCUCUAAUUUCAGUCUGUAUGCCUAUCUUAUUCCUGCUUUGUUUCCUCCUAGCACAAGUUACUAAGUUGUGGUUCCCAGUUUAUCUGAAUUGUGAAGAAACGCUGCUGCACUCUAGGGCUGCCAAGUUAAGCUCCACUGUAGUUCUCCUGAUGGAAAGUGAAAGAAAGGCAGGCAGGGCUGCAGAGGAGACCUUGCAUCAUAAUUUGUCUGGGUAGCUGACUUGCUUUGUAGUUUUGAGUAAUUCUUCAGUGCAGAGUAAGUACAAAAUUAGGGGAGUGUGAGAUAUCAUCAAAAUAAAUGAAAGCCGACAUGCACUGUUUUGGCCCUCCUUUCCAUACAUACAGAGAAACCCUCAAAUGUACAGAAACUUUGACACAGUCUUAAAGGCACAUUGCCUUCCCCUUAAUCCUCAGUCCUAAUGCUGCAGGGAAGAAAGCAAAACUGCAUCUCCUCCAAUCUCUCCACAGGGCAGGGACAUCUCUGAGGCAUGGAUGACAGCAUUUGGGUUGCCACAACACAAAUACUAUCAGCUCAGCUGGAAAAUACUAUGAGCAGAAUAGACAGUCAGUCACUGUAAAGUUCUGCAAGUAGAUAAAAGUCUAGAGCAAUGAAGUUAGGCAGAGGUGACUCUCAGCCUUCUGUUUGCACUACAGCAUUAUGUUGGGUCUCUGGUGCUAGCUGCAGCCUGCAAAUCCUCUGCUAUAGAAGUAGGCCUUAAAUUGAUUGUGAAGGGCACAAGAUUGGAUUGUGGUUGUUAGCAAUAAAAUGCCUGUGCUUAUAAUUUUCCAGGGGGAGUUAUGGGAGUCCCUGCACCAGUCACAUAAUAUGCUGCCAGGAAGGCGGAAUGGCAAGAGCAAACCUCAAAAAAGUACACUGGAAAGAUGUGGAAUUCAAAAACUAACAGCCCUGGAUGAGGCUCAGAGCCACUGGGGCUUCCUGUAUGUGUAGAACAGGGCAACAGAGGAUGUAGGGAGAAAAAGGGACAGAUGGGGGAAUACCUUGCUAAAGGUUAUGCCUAAGAUCGUGGGUAGAGAUGAGAAUAACACUCUGCCUUCCUGUCUCCUAAUUCCGUGCUCAAUCCAUUCGAAUGUGCUGCCCCAAGAUCAACCCAGACUCUGUUCCUCUGUACAUUUUAUAUUUGACUCAUUUUCUUGUAAGUCCGAUGUUAUCUCCUUUCUGCUUGUAUGAGAUGUUGGCAAAAGAAGUGCUGACUUGUAAAAAUGCAGUGCCAAAGUCAUUUCUGUUCGAGGAGCAGAACCUCAGUGCUAACCUCAAGCCAUAUGUAAGACUUGUUGCUGUUGGUACCUAAUACUGCGGUGCUCUGCAUUGCACAUCUGGGCUCUGGCAGAUGGUGGGUCUGAGUUGGUAGCUUUCACCUUACAAAAACAUUUCAGGAGCGAUUUUCCUGCAGAGUGGUGAAUCUAUAUUAUUGAAAAAAAAAAAAACCAACCAACCAAACAAGUAACAGUCACACCUCCAGAGGUAGAAGUUCUUUCCAUGCACAGCAUGAUAGUUCAGGUACUCAGCACUUGCUUCUAAGCCAGACUUUGUGGAGGAGGAUGAAUCUUUGAUCUUUAGCUAUGCCUUUUAAAUGUGGUUAUGGCCAGAAAAGUGAACGCAAAGAGCUCUAAGUCAAUAUUCAGUGUAGAUGCAUUGCAUACACCUGGAAAGAGCUGUUAUUAUAGGCACUGCAUCAUAUCUGUGGUGAAAACACUGACAAGUGUCACCUCACCAGCUCUUGUUUUCCUGACCUUUCUCAGAGAGUGGGGAACCAGAAACCUCCAGUAAGCUAUCCUUGGCAGUAAACUUUAGAUAAAGUUAAAAACCUGAACUUUUAAGGGCCUUGUCCAAGGCAAAUGUUGGGAGGUUAGAGAAAAUGUCAGAAUAUCCUGGGGCUAGAUCUGUUGCUAGUGCAGUCAUCAGCUCAAUCAAGUCUGUGCUGGGGACAGUAAGCAGAACAAGGAGGUGAAUGGUGACAAUUCGUAUUGCACAUCCUCACUGUGUGCCCCUGACUUUCACCUGAGGGUUGUUCAUACAGAAUACAUCCCUUUCAUGCAGACUAAAUGCCCCAGAAGUCCCACCCUUUACCCAAGUAAAACCUUUUGCUAACACACAAAUGCCGUUUGCAUUUGGCAGUAAAGCCUCAGGAUAACUUGCUUGAAGCACUGCCUCUGCCCUGUCACAGUGCUGCCGGCAUGACCAGCAGAGCAGGCUGCCUUUCCUGCAGCACAGGAACAAAAUCACAGCACAAAUCACUGUAUUGAGGCACUUACAUGUGGGACCUGGCUCUAGGUGGCUGGCCUAAGAAAACAAAAACCUGCCAAUUCAUCCCUGUACGACUAUAAGCUGUUAUUACUAAUAGCCCUUUCACAUUUUCAUGUCUAGGGGAUCCACAAGUGUGUGCUAGCUCUGUACAAAGUUGUCUCAGUGCUCACAGCAAUGGGAGUCCGUCGUGGUGGGCUGCCUUGAGGAGGCUGAGGCUGCGCUCUGCAGGGGCUGAACUUGCCUAUGGCUGUGCUGCAAGCAGCCUAGACAAGGCUUGCCACAUUUAUGCCAGGAAUGUGAUUAAAAACUGGAAAAACUGAAGCCGGCCUAUUCCCAGAGGCAAUAUAAUGUAACGUAUAUGCCAGAGUAAUACACACAAGACCCCUGUCUCAGACAUGGUCUGGCCAGCUCAAGGACACAGCCCAGGAGGCGACAGCGUGGGGGGAGCUCUGCAAGCAGUGCCCUGUCUGGUUAGGUUAUGUUAGCACCUUUCACGCCUUGCCUUGCUCUCCCAGAUGCCCAUCACCAAACGCUGAGUAACUCUAGAUUCCAGUGGGACAGACAUUUGCCCUCUGGUAUGCAGUUUAACUCUUGAUCUCUUCCUCAGCAAGAGCUGAAGUCAAACACUUCCUGAUCAGAUUAGGUCCUUCAAAAUGGAAUCUACACAAGUAGAGUCUCCGAUAGUGACUACGAGGCAGGUUGUAUGCUUUCCCCAUCCUGGCAAAGUCAGCUGAGCCUUGCCCUCUUCCAGGAGAAUGAGUCCCACAUAGUCCUCCUUUUAGGGAGUCAGCUGAGUGGCCCCGUGCUCUCAUCCCACAAGUUAAAGGCUACCUGCUGCCUACCACCCCUCUGCUUUUCUUCCAGGUUGUAAUGUCCAGAUCACAGCAAAGCUGUUUGCAGCAGGGCUGGCAGCAUGCCACUCGACUUCCCUCGCAUGCAAUCAGCUAUACUUGUUUGCUAUUUGCUUGCACGACCUGACCAUGAGCAGGUGUUACAAGCCACUAUCUCUCAUCUGCAGAAGCUCUGUAUGUCAUCGGCUCCCUCGGAGCCAUGAGUCUGUAGUGCCUGUGGCUGUAACUAACUCAAGGCUUUAGCUCGAACAAUCCCUGGUUCAGUAACUUCUUGAGCCUGCCAUGAUGGCAGUCAUCACAUUUGAAUUUCUUUUCCUGUGUGCGAUGAAGUCUUAAAGUCUGUGCAUUCUGCAGACUGCAUACGCUCAAGCAGCAAAACGCAGAGCUGCUCCAUGCAACUGCUGCCUGCCUGCUGGCUGUCACUGUUGUGCUAAAGCCAGGCACUGUGCAGGCAGGGCCUGACCACUUGUCUGUCAGGGAAGGUCCUUAUCUGAGGAGGCAGACUUUCCAUCUGAUACCAGACAACCGUGUAUUUGCCUUUUGUUAGCCCUGUGUAUUGUAAAGAUACUGGCUUAAUAAGUGAUCUUCAUCUGGGGCUGUUCUUUGCUUCUUGGUGUUUUCUUUUCUUUUCUGAUAUCUUUUUUUUCAUCAGAAUCCCUUUUCAGAAGAAAAACGGCUUUAGGUAGAAAUAACAUUUUCCUAGAUACUGUUUCCCUCAAAAAUAGAUUUAUGUAUGUUUUUAAACUGGAAAUCUCCAAAAGAGAACAGCUGAAGAGCAUCCUGUGAAUUCACAGUGGUACAGAUGGUUUCCUUGCCUCUCACAAGGAUUAGUCCUCACCUGACAUGCACAGCAUAGACUAGGGAGGCAAAUGUCAGUCCAGCACCCCACGUAUCUGUAAGCUGCCUACCACCUCAUAAUGCAAGGAGCUCCACAUUUUCUAAGCAGAGGCCUAUGGAAGAUGGGUCAUUUUGGAACCGUUGUCUGAUACCUUGACUUCAGUAAACCAGAGAAGCAGCAAGUUUCUGGAGCUCUACCUCUGGAUGGAAGGCCUGUUCUGAUUUAAGAGCUGUUAUCAGACAGCAAUGUGUCCUCACACUGUUCUACAAAGUUUGUAUCCUGGAGAAAUUCUCCAUCUCUUUAAGGACAGAAGGCUGUGAUCAGGCAGGAACGUGCAACACACAGCAUUAGGUAGUGUGGGGCAAAAGUUCUCACUGUUGUUUAAGGGCUGUCACCAUUGCAGCUGCUCAGUGUGAGGGGUUGCUUGCAAAAUACUUGUUGCAAAAACUGUGACUCCAACAGGACUUACACACAUUAGGUCUGUCCUGAAUUCAGGCUUAGUCAGACCCACUGAAACUCUAGGCUACUCAGACGUGUUUGGUUUUGUUACAUGAUCUGAGGUCUGAGAUAGAAAAGUGCUGAUAUUCGUAGAUGCAGAGCACAGACAUGACUCUUUCUAAGUGGGUUAAUUUCAAGCUGAGAGGGAUUCUAAUAUUUAGCCAGUAGACUACAACUAUUGAGUUUUUUGUGAUGAUAUCAUGAGCCCAUUACUAUCUGAUUUUCACUUAGAUUCUCGUGUGAUUGGAGGAUUCCAGCAGCUGAGAGUUUCUAAGUCUUCAGAAUUUUUUUUCCCUCCUUGGUUGUGGAAAAAGUUUGUAAAACUAACCUCAGAAAUGGCUGUUGUGGGGAAGAAGGCAGAGAACAACAAUUUAUUAUUUUUAAAAGCUCAUAAUUUGGAUCACGUUCUGUGAAUUUGGAAUACCAGAGGUUUAGCAACAGAUCAGCUUUGAAAGCAAAGGCAGUGUCUGCAUGCUCAUGGUCACCCACUGCUGCGUGUAUAUUACAGGUCUUCUCAGUGCUCAGUCCACAGAGGAGGCGACUCUGUUGCUGCCUUUGUUUUGGAGGUCUGCUCCAUUAACUCACAUUAAAGUAAUGUGUAUUUUAGUCUGGGAGGUUCCUCCUUCAGUUUCUGGCUUGCCAGCUAUAAUGGCAGCUGUGCACUGUGCGGUUAGCUGAGCUCCAUCAAGAACAUGCAGACCCUGUCAGAUGCACUUGGAAUAAGGAAGGACUCUGCCAAAGCCUUUAUGAGCCUGGCAUGCUUCAUUUAGAAAACCCAGGCACACCAAUGCAAGGAAAUUGAUAGUCAAAACUUUCUGUCAACAUUUUGAGUUUCAGCAGGAAAAAAAAAAAAAGGAUAACAAUUUCCUGUUUUUAAGCAUUUCUAGAAAUGCACAUUUGGUAACUCACCAGUCCUACAUCGCCCACAAAAUAAACAAAAAGGGAAAAGUAAUGCAUUUUUUAUUCCACCACUAACACCCAUAACUCUGACCUGCACUGACUGCUUCUGCUUCACGAGUAACCUCAAAAUAUAGACACCACACAAAACUGUUUGGAAGAAGAUGCUCAGAAAUAAUAUGCACCUUCAAAUGACGCUCCAGACAUUUUAUAUACUACAUAUCUCUUUUUCUGGUUUUGGACCAGCAAGUGCAGACAGGAGGGCAGGUAACUACAUAAAACACAGGUGAAGCUGCUUCUCAGAGUCUGUUUUCAGUGACCCCUGAGCAUGGUGUAGCAGCCAGCUGCCACCUUUGCUGUUUGCAGAAGUCAGAUAACCUUAAUUCUUGCCCCACCCAGCAGCUAGCAAAGGAACCCACUGGUUUUGCAUACGGGUUGAUGGACCCCAAAGCAUCUGAUUCAAUCUGCAAUCCUGACAGGUGGCAAUUUCAGACAGAGUUGGGCAGCUGGGGGGCCCUCGCAGGAGGCCCUGUCGGUGGUGAGCGACGACCAGUCCCUCUUUGACUCCACGUACGGCGCUGCCACUCACCUCCCCAAGGCAGACAUGACAGCCUCAGGGAACCCUGAUUAUGGCCAGCCACACAAAAUCAACCCUUUGCCUCCUCAGCAGGAGUGGAUUAAUCAGCCAGUCCGGGUCAAUGUUAAAAGAGAAUAUGACCACAUGAAUGGAUCAAGGGAGUCCCCUGUAGACUGUAGUGUGAACAAAUGCAGCAAGCUCGUCGGAGCAGGCACAGAGUCCAACCCGAUGAGUUACAGCACCUACAUGGAUGAGAAGAAUGGGCCUCCUCCCAACAUGACCACCAAUGAGAGGAGAGUCAUUGUCCCAGCAGAUCCCACCCUAUGGACCCAGGAACACGUGCGCCAGUGGCUGGAAUGGGCCAUAAAGGAGUAUGGAUUAAUGGAGAUUGACACCACCCUCUUCCAGAAUAUGGAUGGCAAAGAGCUCUGCAAAAUGAACAAGGAUGACUUCCUCCGAACCACCUCCCUCUACAACACAGAAGUUCUGUUGUCUCACCUCAGUUACCUCAGGGAAAGUAGCUCACUGCUGGUCUACAAUACUCCAUCCCACACAGAAGCUUCCUCACGUCUUGCCACCAAAGAAGGUCCUCCUGUUGCAGGGACACAAAACGUGAACAAGACAACAGAACAGCAACGGCCUCAGCCAGAUCCCUAUCAAAUCCUGGGGCCCACUAGUAGUCGUCUUGCCAAUCCUGGGAGUGGGCAGAUACAACUAUGGCAGUUCCUCCUCGAGUUGCUGUCGGACAGUUCCAACGCCAGCUGUAUCACAUGGGAAGGGACCAAUGGGGAAUUCAAGAUGACAGACCCAGAUGAAGUGGCACGGCGCUGGGGAGAACGCAAAAGCAAGCCCAACAUGAAUUAUGACAAGCUGAGCCGAGCCCUUCGAUACUACUAUGAUAAGAACAUUAUGACCAAAGUGCAUGGUAAAAGGUAUGCCUACAAAUUUGACUUUCAUGGCAUUGCCCAGGCUCUCCAGCCUCAUCCCACUGAAUCAUCAAUGUACAAGUAUCCAUCAGAUCUCUCCUACAUGCCUUCUUACCAUGCCCACCAGCAGAAGGUGAACUUUGUACCCCCACACCCUUCUUCUAUGCCUGUCACAUCAUCCAGUUUCUUCGGAGCAGCCUCACCUUAUUGGACCUCCCCUGCUGGAAGCAUUUAUCCAAACCCCAACGUUCCUCGCCAUCCCAACGCUCAUGUAUCACCACACUUGGGCAGCUAUUACUAGAUGCUUUUAUCUUCAAGUGGCCUUAAUCAGUCUUGUUGGACCUUCUUCUUUUUUACAUCUGGGAUUUGUUUUUGUUUUUGUUUUUCUGGGGACCCUUGACGGAUAAUUGUGGCCUUUCUGGGACAGAAGUAAAACUGGAUAUUGGCUAUUCCUGGAUCAAACCUUCUACUUUUGUAAUUUUCCACUUGCGUCUUGAACUGAGAGAUGGAUGCUUCUUUGGGCCAGUACUCUGCAUUUUUCUUUGGUUUUUAAUGCUUAAAUCCUCUGUAGGAAUUGACUAUGAAGAUUGUUCAUCGUUACCUGGAAUGACUAUUAGCUUUUUGAUGAGAGAAUUUUUUUAAGAAUUCAAAGCUGGUUGACAAGACAUAGAUCCAACUGUGGGUCUUAGGAAAACACGACUACAGGUUUUUUUCUCACUUUGGAGAGGGUAGGCAAUUUGACUACAAAGUCAGGAGGACCUUGGGCUGCAGGGGACUACAACUGGAAUCUUAGCUUUAAGGCCGAUGAGGAUUUUCACCCAACUGGAAAUAAAAAAAUAUAUAUAUUCGUAUAUAUAUAUAUAUGUUCACGCAUAUUUUAAGAAGUAAAGGGCAUUGAAGGAAAUUUCUAGGCUGUACAACUUCAGUAGACUGUGUAUUAACUCCAGAAACAUCAGAAACUAGAACAAAAAGUAACUUAAUAUCAUGCACAUACAUUCUCUGAAAGCAAAAGUGAAGUAAGAUAAAUGACAGCAGGUCCCCGAGCUCUGCCAGAGCCUGGGAUCGCCAACUGCAACCGAUUCGCGAACGCUGUGCGUUUGUCAGACCGCCAUCCAAAGGGUCAACAAAUCAGAAGGCAAAUUACUGUAUAAAUUAUGCAGAGUUAUUUUUCCCUAUAUCUCACAGUUUUAAAAGAAAGAUGAACUAAAACGAGUUGACCUCGGUCACAAAUGCAGGUUUGUUUUUUUUACUGUCAGCUCAGUUGUUUGUGGGUUGUUUUUUUUUUUUUUUUUUUAAUGUAAUUUGUACAUCUUUCCAAUCUGUACAUUUGGGCUGUAGCUUUGUACUUUUUGCUAAAAGAAAUAAAAAAAUAAGACGUAAGUAAUGUAUCUGUUGGAGAUAGCCUAGAUCCUGCAAUGGGAUUCAUAACGGCCCCCAAACUAGCCAGAAACUUCCCAGAUUUCCUGAGCCUGUCUAGAGUAGAUGUUUUUCUUUCGUUAGCUUGUCAUAGUUGUUUGCAAAUUAACUCCAUUUAGCUAACAUAUUUCUCUGGAAGCUGAUUGAAAACAUUCAUUGCAAUUUUAAAGCAACCAUUUCAGUAUUUUGUGAUUAUUUUUCACCAAAAUCCUGAACUUUGGAAACGUUUUAACCACUUCACAGAGAAAAUUAUGGAAUGCUUCUCAGCACAUCUUUUGGCAUGGCGUUCCAUUUCCAUUUCAAACGUUGGCCGAUUUUCUACCACCUCUAAUUUUGCACGUGCUAAUUUGAUGAUCCACAAAUGGUGGUUUGGUGCCAUAAACAGAAGGGUAAACCACAAGCAGUUCUGUUUUAGAACAGAUGAUGUCUAUAGGGGGACCAGACCUACAUGUAUAGCCUAUUAGCUAACUUGUAUUAAUUGGCAAACAAUUAACAGGAUCAGAAAUAUCUCGUCUAGACAAAACCUCCGGGACUCUGUGGUUGCAAGAUUUGGUCCAUGUGCAUCCGAUUGCAGGAUGAGAGCCUGAAUCCAGAACAUUAUAGUCUGCUCAUAACUUUAACCAGAAGCACUGAUGCCGUUAUUUAACAAAAAGGAGAAAUAAGAUGGAGCUGAUCCGUUCGGGUCUGAGUGCUUUUGGAAUGUUUAUAAGCAACGUUACCGCAAUAAUCGCAAAUCUUAACGAUGAAGAAAUUACCCGUGGAAACGGGGCUUUUGCUACUAUAUAUAUGCAAUGUACUUUUUGGAUAUUAAAAUAUAUAUAAUUUUGCAAGUAAUCUUGGUGUUUUUUAAAAAAUGUAUGAAGUGUUACAAUGAAAUAGUUGUAUGAAGAGGAUGAUGUAAAAAAUGUGGCAAAAUAAAUGCUGGUUUUCUUCA
Messenger RNA from Gallus gallus (chicken), 18617 nucleotides. It is a transcript of the gene FLI1, whose product is annotated as Fli-1 proto-oncogene, ETS transcription factor. Gene Ontology annotation, molecular function: sequence-specific DNA binding; DNA-binding transcription factor activity, RNA polymerase II-specific. The record is from RefSeq and is a predicted model, not a curated record. Gene Ontology annotation, biological process: cell differentiation; regulation of transcription by RNA polymerase II. Gene Ontology annotation, cellular component: nucleus. Bases 15369 to 16568 code for a protein of 399 amino acids. NCBI's taxonomy places the organism in Eukaryota, Metazoa, Chordata, Aves, Galliformes, Phasianidae. The transcript is spliced from 8 exons.